This is a messenger RNA of Anneissia japonica, 3141 nucleotides long. Its product is annotated as ras-related protein Rab-10-like. The record is from RefSeq and is a predicted model, not a curated record. The coding region runs from base 1355 to 1618 and encodes 87 amino acids. Gene Ontology annotation, biological process: cellular response to insulin stimulus. Lineage: Eukaryota; Metazoa; Echinodermata; Crinoidea; Comatulida; Comatulidae. Gene Ontology annotation, molecular function: GTP binding; GTPase activity. The transcript has 3 exons. Gene Ontology annotation, cellular component: insulin-responsive compartment; recycling endosome; Golgi apparatus.
UGUCUCUCUUGCUGCUAAUGGUAUUUUGCCAUUAUUUGCUAGAUCUUUCUUAUGCCCCUUUCAGCCAUUUCACAAUUUUGGCUAUGAUAGAUUUUCAAAAGUUCUAAAUUCGUGAUACCGUAGUGAUUCAUACAAAAUUUAAUACGACGCUACUGCAAUUUUCAAAAUUUGAAAAAUCAUGCUCAAUCUUAGCAAAAAUCGUGUGUAAAGGGGGAAUUACUAGGUGAUACCAUAAUGGCAUUGUUCUUGCCUCUAAUUGUCAUGGUAUUUUGCCAUUAGUUGCUGGUAUCUUUGUUACUAGUCUGUGACCAUAAUGUUGUUGUUCUUUCCUCUAAUUGAAUAGUAUUUUUCUUGCCACUAGUAUUUUCCUGCCAGUACAAUAUCUUUCUUGCCACUAGCUGCUACUAAAUAUAAUGUUAUUGUUGUAAUACCACUUGCUACUACUGUAAUGAUGAUGACAGUACAGUUAGUAGUUAAACUAAUGUUGUUUUUCUUGCUACUUGUGGAAUCUUUCUUACCAUUUGUAUGUUUAUUACCCCUAGUGUGUGCCGUGAACCGUGGAGAUCUCUUGGUCCCCAGUCCAUUUCCUUGUAUUUCAGCUAGAGGGCUUAAAUGCAAGUUACGAUAGGGUACCGUCUUUUUUGGAUGAGAUGUUUAAGGCGUUGUUUUGUGUGCAUAUGGCCCAAUUUUUCUUUACUUUUUUGUAUCUCUGAAGGACUUUUCAAACGUAUCCAGCGCACCCCUAACACUGCUGCUAAUAUUAUUAUGUACAUUUUAAAGAAUGCAGUACAAUUAAUCUUCAAAAAAGAGUAGAGAGUUGUUUCCUGGUAGGCUGCCCAAUCUCCACCAGAAAGACCAGAAAGACUUUCGUGGGUUAUCCUGGGUGUUUUAAUAAAUCCAUCCAUCCUUUACUACCAAUAGAUGCAAGGUAAGGCUUAAAGCCCUUUUUACAUUUGCAAUCAUUACAAGCUGUCGAUGCUUCUUCAGAACCAAUGGAUCUGUUGGCAACUAACCAAUCAAAACAGCGCCAGGAGUACAUACGUACCAAACAAACACACAUGUUAUUUUGCUAGCCCAGUUCUAUGGUUCAAUGGCAAUCUUCACUCUUUCUCCAUGCAUAGUAGAGUCAUUUUCAUGAGAUCUGUGACUAAUUUUAGGAUACCUUUGUUUCUCGAUGGAUUUGGCAAGAUGGACCAAUUUAGAUAAAAUAUAGCUCCUAUAUACCUCCCAGAUAUUGGGGGAAAGUCCCGUUUGGGGGCGUUUUUCAAAAUGGCCGCCUGUUGAUUUGGACGCUUGUAUCUCGAUAACCACUGGUCAAUUGUUUAAAUAGCAUGCAAAUGAAUACGAUGAAAAGAUGUUGCUUGGAAACAAAUGUGAUAUGGAUGACAAACGAAUGGUGAGCAAGGAGAGGGGUGAAUCGUUUGCACGGGAAAAUGGCAUGAAGUUCAUGGAAACAAGUGCAAAGACAAACAUCAAUGUAGAGACUGCUUUCAUGACAUUGGCAGAAGACAUUCUCAAAAAGUAUCCAGUGUCAGUUUCAGUAUCCAAUAACAUCCAGGCAUUAACCUAUGUUGGCCUCGCCCAAGACAGGAAUAAAGAAAAGAGUAAAUGUUGUUAAUAUGUUCUCCUUCAUCUUCCCUACGUGAUUGAACAUCAGUGAAGCAUCAUCAUUUCUCAGCCUGCGUUGACAUCAACUUCAAUCAAGCACUAUGCUUUUGACAAAGUUGAUUGAUGAAUGCGUUCUCUAACACCGGGGCACCUAUGGACCUGCCUUAGCCAAUAAGAAAACACCUAUUGUAAAUAUAAACAAACCUGUAGUAUCAGCCAAUCAGAAAACACCAUAUGUACAGAUGGAUCAUUCACAAAACACCUCUCAGAACAGACAAACCUGCAUUAUCAGGUACUUUAAAAAAAUAUUUGCAGAAAAACUUCUAGUUUCAGCCAAUCAGAAAAUAUCUCUAUUUACAGACUAAAACAUGCAAUAUCAGCCAAUUAUAAACACUUAUAUGUACAGAUGGACCUGCAGUGUCUACCACUUAGAAACACGCGUUUGUACAGACGGACUUGCCGUAUCAGCCAAUUAUAUUUAUAGAUAGAUCUUUAUUAUCAGCCAAGUCGAGUUGGUGAUACUGCUUUAAAGGAAAUCGCAAAACAUUUUUUUUUAUCGGCCCAUUGUCUCUAGCAAGGAGUACUUGGUGACUUAUUGUUACAGGUACAUUCAUCUAUUAUUACAUGGUGGUAAUGACAUGGCACCAUCAAAAAUGCGUGUUGAAAUGGCAUCAUGAAAACACAAAAUGGGAUGGAAUUAAAGUUGGCUGGUGCUAUGAACAAUAGUGAGUUUUAGUUCCGAGAUGAGUAAUACGGGAUGUAUUGACUUUGUGAGGCAUGCGUGCAAGUGUAAUUAAAUUUAUAAUGUUGAAUUCAUUCAGCUUGGAAUCCAUUGUUGCAGACUGUGCUUUUCUGACCACUAAAAAAACAAGCUCGCACGUCAUCUCAUUUGAUUUAGCUAUCGUGCUUGGGUUGUGUUAUUGUAGUGUUGCAAAUCUAAACAGAACAUUAUCCAUAUUUUUUUGCCUAUUGUUUUGCAAGUUAUGGUUCAUAAAUUCAGAUUCACAAAGAAAGAAAUCUUGAAUUUGAUUUUUGAUUUUAUAAAUAAUGGACCUUUCGAGCGUGGCAAACUUACCUAUUCGAAACAGGGCCAGGAAAUACGCACAUGUUUCACAAACAGACAUGUUGUUCCACAAAUUCACAUUUGUCGUUUUGUGGGACCUUAGCAACAGUAUCCAAGGGGCGGGGCUUAGCGGAAAUGUCCAUUACCAUACGUUGCUAGGAUACGUUUCGUCCCAGAACUAAAACUCGCUAUCGACUGUUGACAUGUCCUCAUGAGCAAUCAUUGGUAGGAAGACACCAUGAGCAACGAAGGUUGAAAUUGCACCAUGAGCAGUUAAUGGUGAUAUGACUUUUGACAUGGCACCAUCAGCAGUGAAUAUUUGACAAAUUAUAUUUGAUAAAUUAUUGUCAACAUGGCCCCAUUUGCAACACAUUUUUGGAGUGACACCAAUUCAAAUUAAUUGGAAAUUUUAAAAAACGUCAACAAUGCACAACAAAUUUAGCUCCAAACUGUCUAUGAAUUCUGACAAA